Messenger RNA from Microthlaspi erraticum, 1377 nucleotides. The record is from the annotation of a GenBank genome assembly. NCBI's taxonomy places the organism in Eukaryota, Viridiplantae, Streptophyta, Magnoliopsida, Brassicales, Brassicaceae.
AUGUCUCAGCCUACACCAUCUCAGGAAAUAGUUGCUAAAGAUCUCACUGGCUAUGAAUGGAAAUUUAAACAUAUUUAUAGAGGUACACCAAAGAGACAUCUAUUCACCACGGGAUGGAAUGCCUUUGCGACUGCUAAAAAAUUAGUCACCGGGGACAGUUUUAUAUUUCUUAGAGGAGAGAAUGGGGAAUCACGAGUUGAAAUCAGAAGAGCAGCUCAUAAAGGCAACAUACCUUUAUCAAUAAUUACAAAAGAGAAUAUAUUCAAUGGAGUAACUGCUUCUGCAUGGAAUGCUAUUAAUAGCGAAGGUGUGAUCAUCGUGUUUUAUAAGCCAAGGUCAAGCCAAUUCGUCAUCAGCUCCGGAAAAUUUGUACAUGCAAUGAAUAAUAAGUUCGAUGUACACUCGAGAUUUAUCAUGCGGUUUGAGGGUGAUGAUUUUACUGAACUAAGAUAUUCCGGGAAAAUUGUAGGAAAAAAAGAUUUUUCCUCGCAUUGGAAAGAUUCAGAAUGGCGAAGCUUAGAAGUGAAAUGGGAUGAGGCUGCAUCAAUUCCAAGACCUGAUAAGGUUUCACCCUGGGAUAUUGAGCUUUUAGCACAUCCAUCAAACAUUCUCCAGUCAGCUUUGCUCAAUAAUAAACGUUCACGUGAUACUAAUGAAACUGGUUCAAAACUGUGGACUCAUACAUUGACUAAAGGUCAGGAAAUUGGACAAUCAAGCAUGAGCUCUUCGAUAUCUCAGCGUUGUUAUCGUGAUGCAACUGAUCCAUCUAGUUCGAUGAUGAAAUACUCAGUCCCUACCAUGUCCAAAGUGAACUUUAACGAUCAAAUGGUUCUGCCAAUGAAUGAAAAGAUGGCCACCAAUACUACUGCUAGUUACCAGAGCCGUCCCUGGGACGGCUCUGCUAGUUACAGAUUGUUUGGAGUUAAUCUGAUGACUCCAUUAGAAACAAAAGAUCCCAUGGAACCAACUGGCUCAUACCAGAAAGCUAAAAUUAGCAGAAUCUCGGAAGAAAAAAAGCUUGACCAAAUCCAAACUUUGACAUCAGCAAAAGAAAUUAAAGGCAAGCAAAUCAUAUCUACCAUAAGUCGUACCAAGGUUUUCAUGCAAGAUAGAGGCAUAGGAAGAGUUGUGGACUUAACUAAUCUUGAUGGAUACAAUCACUUGGUCAAUGAACUGGAGAAACUCUUUGAUCUCAAAGACGAGCUACAUACGAACAAUCAAUGGGAAAUUGUUUUCGAGGAUAAUGAGGGAGAUAUGAUACUUGUUGGAGAUGAUCCAUGGCCCGAGUUUUGCAAGAUGGUAAAGAAAAUAUUCAUAUGCUCAAAAGAGAAAGUCAAGAUACUGAAGCCAGAGAACAAGUCCCCUGAAAGUGGCUGA